AUGGGCGUCCCUGCAACUUUCAAAGCCGCCGUCGUGCCCGAGCCGGGUGCGCAGCAUUCCGUCCAGGACCGUUCUCUGCCGCCCUUGGAGGCCGGUGAGGUGGCCAUAAAGGUCACAGCUACCGCUAUCAACCCAGUCGACUGGAAGAUCCGCGACUACAAAGUCUUCAUCAAGGACUACCCGGCCGUUCUGGGAAGUGAUGCGGCGGGUGAGAUCGCCGCUGUGGGCUCGGGAGUGACCAACUUCAAGGAGGGAGACCGCGUCUUCUUCCAGGGCAUCAUCGGCAAAUAUGACUCCUCCACCUUCCAGCAGUACGUCAAGAUGCCCGCAGAGCUCGUGGCGAAGACACCCAAGAGCAUCUCGGACGAUGAGGCAGGUGGCAUCUCGCUGGCCACGGUGGCGGUGUUGACUGGCUUCUACGACAAGAGCGGCUAUGGCCUGGCCGCGCCCUGGACCGAGGGAGGAGAGCAGGCCGGCAAGGGCAAGGGCAUCGUGAUCCUCGGAGGAAGCUCCUCGGUUGGGCAGUACGCGGUUCAGCUGGCCAAGAUCUCAGGCUUCGACAAGAUCGUCACCAACGCUAGUGCGAAGCACCUGGACCACCUGAAGGCACUGGGCGCCGACGUUGUCCUCGACCGCUCGUCCCAAAACAGCCCCGAGGACUUCAAGGCCGCACUUGGUGGACUGCCGCUCGCCUUCGUGUUCGACUCCAUCUCGGAGAAGGACACCCAGAUCCUGGGCGUCAAGAUCCUCGCCGCCACGAAGACCGAGAACAGCAACGUCAUUACCGUCCAGGGCGUCAAUGCUGAGGCGUCUGAGCUGGGCCAGUCGCUCGAGCCCAAGUCCACCGUGAAGCAGGUCCUGGGUCUCGGAAGCGCUCCUCACCUGCGCUAUCUCAGCGAGCCUCUGGUCAAGCACCUUGGCGGCGAGGACGGGUACAUCGCCAAAGGUCGUUUUGUGCCCAACAGGCCUGCCGUGGUGAGUGGUGGCCUGGCCAAUAUCGAGGAGGCUCUAGCGAAGAACAAGAAGGGUGUGUCCGGAGAGAAGGUCAUCAUCCGCCCUUUUGAUGGUUAA
This is a messenger RNA of Diaporthe amygdali, 1071 nucleotides long. Its product is annotated as lcohol dehydrogenase. Gene Ontology annotation, molecular function: oxidoreductase activity, acting on NAD(P)H. NCBI's taxonomy places the organism in Eukaryota, Fungi, Ascomycota, Sordariomycetes, Diaporthales, Diaporthaceae. The transcript has a single exon. Bases 1 to 1071 code for a protein of 356 amino acids. The record is from RefSeq and is a predicted model, not a curated record.